AUGCGGUUGGCGCUGCUCGUGUCCGCGGGCGUCCUGCUGGUGGCUCUCCUGCCCUGCCCGUCAUGCAGGGCCCUCCUCAGCCGGGGGCCCGUCCCUGGCGCCCGGCAGUCCCCGCAGUCCCCCCAGCCCCUGGAUUUCUUCCAGCCGCCGCCGCAGCAGCCGCAGCCUCGGCCGGUCCUGCUCCGCGUGGGAGAGGAAUACUUCCUCCGCCUGGGGAACCUCCACAAGAGCCCCGCCGCUCCCCUCUCGCCCGCCUCCUCGCCCCUCGCCGGCGGCAGCGGCAGCCGCCCCUCGCCGGACCAGGCGACCGCCAACUUUUUCCGCGUGUUGCUGCAGCAGCUGCCGCUGCCUCGGCGCUCGCUCGACAGCCGCGCGGGUCCCGCGGAGCCCGGCGCUGAGCAUGUCCUCGGCGGCCACCAGGAGGCGUCGGAGAGGGAGAGGCGGUCCGAGGAGCCGCCCAUCUCCCUAGAUCUCACCUUCCACCUUCUCCGGGAAGUCCUGGAAAUGGCCAGGGCUGAGCAGUUAGCGCAGCAGGCUCACAGCAACAGGAAACUGAUGGAGAUUAUUGGGAAAUGA
Molecule: messenger RNA, 576 nt
Organism: Cynocephalus volans (Philippine flying lemur)
Lineage: Eukaryota; Metazoa; Chordata; Mammalia; Dermoptera; Cynocephalidae
Gene: CRH
Product: corticotropin releasing hormone
Exons: 1
Coding region: 1-576 (191 amino acids)
Biological process (GO): negative regulation of epinephrine secretion; negative regulation of glucagon secretion; positive regulation of cortisol secretion
Cellular component (GO): extracellular region
Molecular function (GO): corticotropin-releasing hormone activity
Source: RefSeq, a predicted model, not a curated record